GCUCUGGCCUCCAGCCAGCGACGUGCGGCCGUUCAGCUCCACAUCUCCGGAAACCUUACGAACCUAGAGUGGCAUCAUCGGGUGAAGGCCAGGCUGAUGGACGUGGUGGUGGCGCUCGAUACGUGGUUUCGUGUGGCACGCGGGGAUAAGUCGACUGCUCAUGACAAAGCCCAGGAGGUCCGGCAGGCUCUCCGAGAUGGCCACGUCGAGAUCUUUUGGCUCCAAGCGGGUCGCAAGGAGCUGGCUGCGGCCUUGCAGGGCCAGUCUCGGCUCCAGGUCUUACAGGUCGACCAGGGUAAGGAUGUCGAGGCCGUGUUGGAGGCCCUCGAGGGCCACGUCGCGCUGAAGAGCCUCGUACUCUGCACUGGGAUCGAUGGCUACCGUCCCCUGGCCCAGUCGCGGCUGGAGGCUUUCGGCUUCGCCCUGGAUGGAAAGUCUGGUCUUGAGGAGCUGGUCUUGCAAGACGCAGAAAGCACCUUCAUCGGUCCACAAGGAAUGCAG
Messenger RNA from Symbiodinium necroappetens, 501 nucleotides. Lineage: Eukaryota; Dinophyceae; Suessiales; Symbiodiniaceae. The record is from the annotation of a GenBank genome assembly.